Messenger RNA from Acanthoscelides obtectus, 563 nucleotides. Lineage: Eukaryota; Metazoa; Arthropoda; Insecta; Coleoptera; Chrysomelidae. The record is from the annotation of a GenBank genome assembly.
CGUCAAUAACAGGUGCAAAAACGAGACACCACAAAGUUUGAAAACAAGGCACCUGCCAGGUAAAAAACAAGACAGCUUUUAUUCCUUUGAUAAUAAUGCCGAAGGUUUACGUUCCCAAAAAGCGCCCCAACAACAAAAAGAACAUAGAAACAGUCCUAAAACUAAUAGAUAAUGGCACUGUAUCUCUUAGAAAUGCAGCUAAACAGUUUAAAAUUGGCAAAUCUGCUCUUUCGAGAAGACGUACUCGUUCACUUGGUAAACAGGGAAGAAAACUUCUCUAACCAAAGAAAUGGAAGUAGACUUAAGUGAUAAGAUAAAAAUUAUGGCAAAAUGGGGGUUUGCUCUCACUAAACCAGAGAUACAAGCAAUAGUUCAAACCUAUGUACAAGAAAACCACCGUACUAGAAAAAGUACUUCAUCGACAAAAGUGACAGAAAUGAAACUUCCCCAACCAGAAAUAGAAAGUAAGGCCUGUCGUAUCUCUCAGCAAUAUUGGUCUCCUAUCGACUUUGAAAAAUACGUCGUUCAAUAAUAAUAUGUAGUACAAAAUACGUUAGAAUAAU